AUGGAGGUUUGCUUGGCGUAGCGUUCAGUGUUGGCCUUUCGGGGCAGCAGCACUGUCCACGCCGCGCACGCGCACGCGCACUCGAGUCCCCGCUCUCCCAACCUCCACCCGGGACCUCGCCAUGGCCGCGCCGUGCGGCCGCGGCGCGCUGCGGCUCGUGCUCAUCGCCGUCUCCGCGGCCUUCCUCACCUACAACGUGCUCCUCUCCUCCCGUUCCCUCCUGCCCCUCCCCACCGCCUCCUUCCCCGCCGCCACCACCGCAUCCUCCUCCUCCUCCUCCCGCCGCCUCGCCUCCGGUCGCGCCGGCGGCACCGGCGGGCGGAGGCUGUUCCACACCGCGGUGACCGCGUCGGGGUCCGUGUACAACACGUGGCAGUGCCGCGUCAUGUACCACUGGUUCAAGCAGGCGCGGCGGCGGGCGGGCGGCGCCGACAUGGGCGGCUUCACCAGGAUCCUGCACUCCGGGAGGCCCGACGAGUUCGUCCACGAGAUCCCCACCUUCGUCGCCGACCCGCUCCCCGACGGGGCGGAUCAGGGAUACAUUGUUCUUAAUAGGCCCUGGGCAUUUGUUCAAUGGCUCCAGAAGGCAGACAUUCCAGAAGAAUAUAUCUUGAUGGCAGAGCCAGAUCAUCUUAUUGUCAAACCAAUCCCAAACUUAUCAAGAGAUGGCCGGGCAGCAGCUUUCCCUUUCUUCUAUAUCGAGCCCAAAAAAUAUGAAAAAGUGCUGCGUAAAUUCUUCCCUGAAAAGGAAGGGCCGAUCACUAACAUUGACCCAAUAGGAAAUUCUCCUGUCAUCAUUGAGAAGGAAUCUCUUUCUAGGAUCGCACCAACAUGGAUGAAUAUUUCGUUAGCAAUGAAGAAAGAUCCCGAAGCAGAUAAAGCAUUUGGCUGGGUUCUUGAAAUGUAUGCGUAUGCUGUAUCAUCUGCUCUCCAUGGAGUGGGGAACAUCUUACACAAGGAUUUCAUGAUUCAGCCACCAUGGGACCUUGAAAUUGGUGAUUCAUUUAUUAUACAUUAUACUUAUGGGUGUGAUUAUGAUAUGAAGGGCAAAUUAACUUAUGGCAAAAUUGGAGAGUGGAGGUUUGACAAAAGAUCGUACGAGAAUAAACCUCCUCCUAGAAAUUUGCCAUUACCUCCGAAUGGCGUACCUCAAAGUGUGGUGACACUUGUGAAAAUGGUUAAUGAAGCAACGGCCAGCAUACCCAACUGGGAAUCGUACGCUGCCGAGUGACCUUGUGCAAUCUGAUACUUGUCAAGCCGAUUUGAAUCGCAAAAAAAAAGCCGAUUUUGUUCGCUCGAUCACCGGCCAAGCUUGGAUAAGUGGCUCAUACGAAUUUAUCCAGGGCCCUGACUCCAAGCGUGUGUAUUCUGGCCUUGGAUUGCCGAAAUCCGGAAGCAAAACCAGUGCAAAAACAACAUGAUCUCCUUAGUUACAGUCACACAUAUAGGAUGUCUUAGGUGAGAAUUACAAUGGAAAUGAGUGUGAGGCGUGUUGAGCUCUUGUUCUUGAUGCUCAUUCCUGACUUGUGAGUUGUGACUUCAUCCUGAGUCCUUUCCGCUUCAGAAAAGUCACGGACACUGUAUUUUAGGCAAGACAAUGGAAUCCUCUGUUUACUUGUUUUUUCAUUUGAACAGAAGCUGCAAUGCAUGAAUCGAGUAUUCAAGCUUGAUGAGUAAUAUAACUGUGGUUGUAUAGAAAGAAUUUGCCCUUCAAGAAGUGAUAUAUUCGCCCUUA
Aegilops tauschii subsp. strangulata is the source of this 1735-nucleotide messenger RNA. RefSeq names its product hydroxyproline O-arabinosyltransferase 1. Gene Ontology annotation, molecular function: glycosyltransferase activity. Lineage: Eukaryota; Viridiplantae; Streptophyta; Magnoliopsida; Poales; Poaceae. The record is from RefSeq and is a predicted model, not a curated record.